GAAUUAAUUAUUGUAAACAGAAUCAAAAACAAUUACGAGCUGAGACAUAUCAAGGAUUAAUUGAUUAUUUAGCAAACGUUGCCAAUAAUAGCGACGCUCACAUUGGAAAAAUGGUUAUACUUCCAUCAACAUUUGUAGGUUCACCGCGUAAUAUGUUGCAACAUUAUCAAGAUGCGAUGGCUAUUGUUCGAAGGUAUGGAAAACCAGAUAUUUUUAUUACUAUGACUUGUAAUCCAAAUUGGCGCGAAAUUAGAGAGAAUUUACUUCCGGGUCAACAACCUGCAGAUAGGCCAGAUAUAUGUGCUCGUGUAUUUAAUAUAAAGAAAGAUUAUUUGAUUGACGUUAUUGUUAGACAAAAAUUUUUUGGUGAAGUUUUAGCAUAUGUUUACGUAAUAGAAUUUUAAAAACGUGGAUUACCACACAUACAUUUGUUGAUUACAUUAAAACGAAACUGUAAAAUAGUAAAUCCUGAAACAGUUGAUAGAUUUAUCUCUGCGAAAAUUCCUGAUCCUAAUGAAAAUGAAAGUUUACACAAUGUUGUUAUGAAACAUAUGAUUCAUGGGCCAUGUGGAGAUUGGUGUCUAAUAAAUGAUAAAUGUUCGAAACAUUUUCCAAAACCAUUUCGACCUGAGACGACUAUGGAUGAAGAUGGUUAUCCGCAAUAUCGUCGAAGAAAUAAUGGAUUGCUAUAUGAAAGACCUGGGCGUGCCGCAUGUUUAGCAUUAGGACUCAUAGAAGAUGAUGAAGAAUGGUAUCGUGCAAUGAACGAAGCAAAAGUUUGGAUGAUGCCAAGACGACUUCGUAACUUGUUCGUACAAAUUUUGAUUCAUUGUCAACCUGUUUAUCCGAAAAAGUUAUGGGGCGAGUUUAAAAAAGAUAUGUCCGAAGAUUAUAUAAGACGAUUUGGACUUAUAAUGGGAAUAAAGAAAGCUUACAAUUAUAUUGACAAUUUGCUUCAAAUAGAAGGAUCUAAUAUUACUAAUUUUCCUGAAAUGGAACAAGAAACAGAGGAACAAGUAAUAAUAGACAAUGAAGAACAGAUUGAGGAGGAUACAUUGAUAG
Messenger RNA from Temnothorax curvispinosus, 1062 nucleotides. RefSeq lists its product as uncharacterized. The transcript is spliced from 2 exons. The record is from RefSeq and is a predicted model, not a curated record. NCBI's taxonomy places the organism in Eukaryota, Metazoa, Arthropoda, Insecta, Hymenoptera, Formicidae. The annotation marks the transcript as partial.